CAAGCAGACAGCCUCCUCCGUAGCAAACUGUUAAAAAGAAGUAUUAGAACUCAAACGUACGUUGCAGUACAUAACACCGCGCCCAAGCGACGUCCACGUAACAACCUCGGAAAGGGAACCAGGCGAGAUGGCAGCGGCACGACUUUGCUUUGCCUACAGGACGACGCUUCUGCGCAGAUUACAGAUUCGCGGCUAUGCAUCGUCUAGCGUGCCCACCACCAAGAUGUUCAUCAACGGACAAUUCGUCGAGUCCAAGACGACUGAGUGGAUAGAUCUCAUGAACCCGGCAACCAAUGAACCCGUAACCCGGGUGCCAGUUUGCACAAACGACGAAAUGGAAGCUGCCGUCAGUGCUGCGAAGGAAGCCUUCAAGACGUGGUCCCAGACGUCCAUUCUGACGAGGCAGCAGUCCAUGUUCAAGCUGCAGAAUCUCAUCAAGGAGAACAUGAAACGAAUUGCUGCGAACAUCACGGAGGAACAGGGGAAGACUCUAGCCGACGCCGAGGGCGACGUGCUUCGAGGCUUGCAGGUUGUCGAGCAUGCGUGCGGAGUUACCUCUCUACAACUGGGCGAGACCCUGCCGUCCGUCAGCAAAGACAUGGACACUCUUUCCUACCGCAUUCCGCUUGGCGUCUGCGCCGGCAUCACGCCAUUCAACUUUCCCGCCAUGAUUCCCCUGUGGAUGUUUCCUCUGGCCUUGGUCUGUGGAAACACCAUGGUGAUCAAGCCUUCGGAACGUGAUCCAGGAGCCACCAUGAUUCUGAUGGAGCUGCUACAAGAGUGUGGCGUUCCGAACGGAGUGGUCAACGUCUUCCACGGAACACACGAAUCUGUCAGAUUCAUCUGUGACCACCCUGACAUCAGAGCAAUCUCAUUUGUGGGGUCUGACACAGCUGGCAAGUUCAUUUACGAGCGAGGCUCGAAGAAUGGCAAAAGGGUGCAGUGCAACAUGGGAGCCAAAAACCACGGCGUGAUCAUGCCAGACGCAAACAAGGAGUACACGCUCAACCAGUUGACGGGUGCCGCAUUUGGCGCUGCCGGCCAGAGGUGCAUGGCGCUGAGCACCGCCGUUUUCGUCGGAGAGGCCAAGAACUGGAUCCCCGAGCUGGUCGAGCGCGCGAAGAAGCUCAACGUGAAUGCCGGUCACGUACCAGGCGCCGACCUCGGGCCCGUCAUAUCUCCGGAAGCCAAGAAACGCAUCUGCGACCUCGUUGAGAGCGGAGCGAAGGAGGGAGCCAAGGUCAUCCUGGAUGGCCGCAACAUCAAGGUACCCGGCUUUGAGAAGGGCAACUUCGUGGGGCCCACCAUCCUCACAGAUGUGAAGCCCAGCAUGCGUUGCUAUCGGGAGGAGAUUUUUGGACCCGUGCUGCUGACUCUCAACGUAGACACAAUGGACGAAGCGAUUUCCCUGAUCAACUCGAACCCCUACGGUAAUGGAACUGCCAUAUUCACCACAAAUGGUGCCACUGCGAGGAGGUAUACCCAGGAGAUUGACGUGGGACAGGUUGGUGUGAACGUACCCAUUCCCGUACCACUGCCCAUGUUUUCUUUCACUGGUUCCCGGGGCUCAUUUUUGGGCGACAACAAUUUCUACGGCAAGGCUGGAGUCAACUUCUACACGCAGCUGAAGACUGUGACCCAGCUCUGGCGUGCGCAGGACUCGACGCACGCGAAACCAGCCACCGCUAUGCCGGUCAUGCGCUGAAGAAACACGAAAACCAUCAGUCAUUCCAUCAACUUCGUACAAAGAUCUUUUUCAAUAAAAGUGCUUCCAUGAUGUGUGAUAAA
Messenger RNA from Rhipicephalus sanguineus (brown dog tick), 1788 nucleotides. RefSeq names its product probable methylmalonate-semialdehyde dehydrogenase [acylating], mitochondrial. NCBI's taxonomy places the organism in Eukaryota, Metazoa, Arthropoda, Arachnida, Ixodida, Ixodidae. Gene Ontology annotation, biological process: thymine catabolic process; L-valine catabolic process. Gene Ontology annotation, molecular function: malonate-semialdehyde dehydrogenase (acetylating, [NAD(P)+]) activity; methylmalonate-semialdehyde dehydrogenase (acylating, NAD+) activity. Gene Ontology annotation, cellular component: mitochondrion. The record is from RefSeq and is a predicted model, not a curated record. The coding region runs from base 128 to 1705 and encodes 525 amino acids. The transcript is spliced from 13 exons.